Pipistrellus kuhlii (Kuhl's pipistrelle) is the source of this 1437-nucleotide messenger RNA. It is a transcript of the gene POU2AF1, whose product is annotated as POU class 2 homeobox associating factor 1. Gene Ontology annotation, biological process: positive regulation of transcription by RNA polymerase II. The record is from RefSeq and is a predicted model, not a curated record. The coding region runs from base 16 to 993 and encodes 325 amino acids. Gene Ontology annotation, cellular component: RNA polymerase II transcription regulator complex. The transcript is spliced from 5 exons. NCBI's taxonomy places the organism in Eukaryota, Metazoa, Chordata, Mammalia, Chiroptera, Vespertilionidae. Gene Ontology annotation, molecular function: POU domain binding; transcription coactivator activity; DNA binding.
CGGGGGGAGGAUGUGAUGACGCUGUGCGCAGCGGGAACCCGGCCUUUAAAAAGCCGAGGAAGCGGCCCUGAGCAGGCAGUGGCUACGCUGGAGGAAAGCACACGCAGGUCUCACAUUAAAGAAGCCAAACUGUCUGCUUCAAAGAAAAAAGGCAACAUCCUGUCACAGGCCAUGCUCUGGCAAAAAUCCACAGCGCCAGAACAAGCCCCGGCCCCGGCCCGGCCGUACCAGGGCGUCCGAGUGAAGGAGCCGGUGAAGGAACUGCUGAGGAGGAAACGUGGCCAUGCCAGCAGCGGGACGGCGGUGACACCUACCGCGGGGGCGAGUUGGAGAUGGCUGAACACUGACCCUGGUCUUCUUCCCCCUCAGGUGGUGCUGCCCCAUCAGCCCCUGGCCACGUACACCACAGUGGGUCCUUCCUGCCUUGACAUGGAGGUGGCUGCCUCCACCAUGACGGAGGAGGGGGCCCUGUGUGCAGGCUGGCUCUCUCAGCCUACCCCUGCCACCCUCCAGCCCCUGGCCCCGUGGACACCCUACACCGAGUAUGUGUCCCAUGAAGCUGUCAGCUGCCCUUACUCGGCGGACAUGUAUGUGCAGCCCGUGUGCCCCAGCUACACUGUCGUGGGGCCCUCCUCCGUGCUGACCUACGCCUCCCAGCCGCUCAUCACUAAUGUCACGACGAGAAGUGCCACCACACCCGCCGUGGGGCCCCAGCUGGAGGGCCCAGAGCACCAGGCACCUCUCACCUACUUCCCGUGGCCUCAGCCCCUGUCCACGCUGCCCGCCUCCACCCUGCAGUACCAGCCUCCGGCCCCAGCUCUGCCCGGGCCCCAGUUUGUCCAACUCCCCAUCUCCAUCCCUGAGCCAGUCCUUCAGGACAUGGAAGACCCCAGGAGGCCCAUCAGUUCCCUGACCAUCGACAAGCUGCUGCUGGAGGAAGAGGAUAGCGAUGGCUACGCGCUCAACCACACGCUCUCCGUGGAAGGCUUCUAGGGAGGGUCCCCACCUGAGAAUCCUGCUCCCCGAAACCGGGAUCGAACCUCAGAUUUCUGUCUGUGUGAAGUAGCCAUUUUGUGACUACACUUUUUACCCCAGAGUAGAAAUUGCAAACUGGCAUCCUUUCUCUCUCCCUUCUUCUCUCUUUCUUUAUUUCCUUCCCUUCCUUCAUUCCUCUCUUCCUCUCCCUUUCUCAUCCCCUUCCCCCUUUUCUGUUCCUUUUGGGGAAGGAAUGGCAGGGAUUUUAGAGGGAAUAUUUGAUGGCAAGUGUUGUAGAUCUGUGGUCUGGGUUUUUGUUUUGUUUUUUCAUUUCUGCCAUGUUUCUUUCCUGGAGAUCAACCACCCUUCUUGAGUGCUCACUGCUUCCAGAGCUGCCCUCUGUCAUGUUGGGAUGUAUGGGGUGGCCCUGCCAGCACCUUCCAGGCCAGACCCAAUGCCACA